This is a messenger RNA of Paramecium octaurelia, 261 nucleotides long. The record is from the annotation of a GenBank genome assembly. Lineage: Eukaryota; Ciliophora; Oligohymenophorea; Peniculida; Parameciidae.
AUGCACUCAUUUUACAAAUUAGCAUUCCAGACACUUUCGAAUUUCCACUCUAUGGGAUUAAUAAGUGAUGAGGAGAAGUCAUACCUCAAAGACAUGAUAAUUAAUUGGGCUAAUCCUUAACUCAAUACUUCUUAGGAUUAGAUGUCAGUUUUACUUCUUCGAAAUAUCUUGGUUCUUAGAAACUAAGUCAAACAAGUAUGUUAGAUGAAGAAAGUUCUGUGGUUGAUUGAGGAAGAAACUGAUGAAGAUGAGAACUUUUGA